Molecule: messenger RNA, 1307 nt
Organism: Ceratotherium simum simum (southern white rhinoceros)
Lineage: Eukaryota; Metazoa; Chordata; Mammalia; Perissodactyla; Rhinocerotidae
Source: RefSeq, a predicted model, not a curated record
UUGUUUUACCUCUUUGAAAAAUUGAAGUUAGGAUGAAAUUAGAACGCCUUAACAUCCAAUGUAAAUGGCUUGAAUUUAUCUACAACUGCAGCUCUACCUUACUGAUAAACACUGUCACUCUUUUUAAAACACAGAACAGUCUACUUUGGGAAGUGAAGAAUGGAAUCCUUGGGAAAUAGAUGAAAGAAAUGAGCAAGAACACAGAUUUAAAACUAGCCUUCAAAUAUUAAAUAAAUCCACAAAAGGGAAAACAGACUUGCAUGUACAAAUCUGGGGCAAAGCUGCCAUUGGUUUGUACCUCUGGGAGCAUAUUUUUGAAGGCUUACUUGAUCCCCCUGAUGGGACCGCUCCGUGGAGAGAAGGAAAUGCCGUUGUAGGAAGAACACGUUACAGCUUCAUCACUGGUCCAGCUGUAGUCCCAGGGUACUUCUCUGUUGAUGUGAAUAAUGUGGUACUCAUUUUAAAUGGAAGAGAAAAAGCAAAGAUCUUUUAUGCCACUCAGUGGUUACUUUAUGCACAAAAUUUAAUACAAACUCAGAAACUCCAGCAUCUUGCUGUUGUGUUGCUUGGAAAUGAACAUUGUAAUAAUGAAUGGAUAAACCAGUUCCUCAAAAGAAAUGGAGGCUUUGUGGAGCUGCUCUUCAUAAUAUAUGACAGCCCCUGGAUUAAUGACGUGGAUGUUUUUCAAUGGCCUUUAGGAGUAGCAACCUAUAGAAACUUUCCUGCGGUGGAGGCAAGUUGGUCAAUGCUGCAUAAUGAAAGGCCCUACUUAUGUAAUUUCUUAGGAACCAUUUAUGAAAAUUCAUCCAGACAAGCGCUAAUGAACAUUUUGACACAGGAUGGGAAUGAUAAGCUUUGUUGGGUUUCAGCAAGAGAACAGUGGCAGCCUCAGGAAACAAAUGAAAGCCUUAAGAAUUAUCAAGAUGCUCUGCUUCAGAGUGACCUCACACUGUGCCCUGCAGGAGUAAACACGGAAUGUUACAGAAUAUACGAGGCUUGCUCCUAUGGCUCCGUUCCUGUGGUGGAGGAUGUGAUGACAGCUGGCAGCUGUGGAAACACAUCUGUUCACCAUAACGCCCCUCUGCAGCUCCUCAAGUCCAUGGACGCCCCCUUCAUCUUUAUUAAGAACUGGAAGGAGCUUCCCGCUAUUUUAGAAAAAGAGAAAACUAUAAUUUUACAAGAAAAGAUUCAGAGAAGGAAAAUGUUACUUCACUGGUAUCAACACUUCAAAACAGAGCUAAAAAUGAGAUUUACUAAUAUUUUAGAAAGUUCAUUUUUAAUGAACAAUAAAAGUUGAUUGUUAAUUA